AUGAUUGCUUCGCAUCUACUCGCCUACUUCUUCACCGAACUCAACCAUGACCAAGUGCAGAAAGUUGACCAGUAUCUCUACCACAUGCGUCUUUCUGAUGAGACCCUUCAGGAGAUCUCUAAACGGUUCCGCAAGGAGAUGGAGAAAGGGCUUGGAGUCACCACCCACCCCACUGCUUCAGUGAAAAUGCUGCCCACCUUUGUGAGAUCUACUCCAGAUGGGACAGAACACGGGGAGUUCCUGGCUCUGGACCUUGGAGGCACCAAUUUCCGUGUACUGUGGGUGAAAGUAAUAGACAACGGCCUCCAGCGGGUGGAGAUGAAGAACCAGAUCUAUGCCAUCCCUGAGGACAUUAUGCGGGGCAGUGGCACGCAGCUCUUUGACCACAUUGCCGAGUGCCUGGCCAACUUCAUGGGCCAACUACAAAUCAAAGACAAGAAGCUCCCGCUGGGUUUUACCUUCUCGUUUCCCUGCCACCAGACUAAGCUAGAUGAGAGUUUCCUGGUCACAUGGACUAAGGGGUUCAAGUCCAGUGGUGUGGAAGGAAAAGAUGUAGUGGCGCUGAUCCGGAAGGCAAUCCAGAGAAGAGGGGACUUUGAUAUCGAUAUUGUGGCUGUGGUGAAUGACACAGUUGGGACCAUGAUGACCUGUGGUUAUGAUGACCAGAACUGUGAGAUUGGCCUCAUUGUGGGUACUGGCAGCAAUGCCUGCUACAUGGAGGAGAUGCGCCACAUCGACACGGUGGAAGGUGAUGAGGGGCGCAUGUGCAUCAAUAUGGAGUGGGGAGCGUUUGGCGAUGAUGGCACGCUCAAUGACAUUCUCACUGAAUUUGACCGAGAGAUCGACAUGGGCUCACUGAACCCCGGGAAGCAACUGUUUGAGAAGAUGAUCAGUGGGAUGUACAUGGGAGAGCUGGUGAGACUGAUCCUCGUGAAGAUGGGUAAGGAGGAGCUUCUCUUCGGAGGGAAGCUCAGCCCGGAGCUCCUCACCACAGGCCGCUUUGAGACCAAGGAUGUUUCAGAUAUUGAAGGGGAGAGGGAUGGCGUCCGGAGGGCCCAUGAGAUCCUUGUGCGCCUGGGCCUGGACCCCACGCAGGAGGACUGUGUAGCCACUCACCGGAUCUGCCAGAUUGUGUCCACGCGCUCGGCCAACCUGUGUGCGGCCACUCUGGCAGCAGUGUUGCGGCGCAUCAAAGAGAACAAGGGAGAGGAGCGAUUGCGUUCGACCAUUGGAGUUGAUGGGUCUGUCUACAAGAAACACCCCCACUUCGCCAAGCGUCUUCAUAAAGCUGUGCGGCGCCUGGUGCCCGACUGCGACGUUCGCUUUCUCCGCUCCGAGGAUGGCAGUGGCAAGGGGGCGGCCAUGGUGACAGCAGUGGCCUACCGCCUGGCUGACCAACACCGAGCCCGGCAGAACACCCUUGAGUCUCUGAAGCUGAGCCACGAGCAGCUCUUGGAGAUCAAGAGGAGGAUGAAAGUGGAAAUGGAACGAGGUCUGAGAAAGGAUACUCACGCCAGCGCCCCUGUCAAGAUGUUGCCCACCUAUGUGUGUGACACCCCUGACGGCACAGAGAAAGGUGACUUCCUGGCCUUGGACCUGGGGGGGACGAAUUUCCGGGUCCUGCUGGUUCGUGUUCGGAACGGGAAGCGUCGUGGCGUGGAGAUGCACAACAAGAUCUACUCUAUCCCCCAGGAAAUUAUGCAUGGCACGGGGGAUGAGCUGUUUGACCACAUUGUGCAGUGCAUCGCUGACUUCCUGGAGUACAUGGGAAUGAAAGGCGUCUCCCUGCCUCUGGGCUUCACCUUCUCCUUCCCCUGCCAGCAGAACAAACUGGAUGAGAGCAUCCUCCUCAAGUGGACAAAAGGUUUCAAGGUGUCCGGCUGUGAGGGUGAAGAUGUGGUGACCCUGCUGAAGGAAGCCAUUCACCGGAGAGAGGAGUUUGACCUGAACGUGGUUGCUGUGGUGAAUGACACAGUUGGGACGAUGAUGACCUGUGGCUAUGAGGAUCCUCAUUGUGAAGUUGGCCUCAUCGUUGGCACGGGCAGCAACGCUUGCUACAUGGAAGAGAUGCGGAACUUAGAACUGGUGGAAGGGGAGGAAGGUCGGAUGUGUGUCAACAUGGAGUGGGGAGCCUUUGGGGACAAUGGCUGCCUAGAUGAAUUCCGCACUGAAUUUGAUAUAGCCGUGGAUGAACUUUCCCUCAACGCUGGCAAGCAGAGGUUUGAGAAAAUGAUCAGUGGCAUGUACCUGGGUGAGAUUGUCCGCAACAUCCUCAUCAAUUUCACCAAGCGUGGACUGCUCUUCCGUGGCCGUAUCUCAGAGCGACUCAAGACGCGGGGAAUCUUUGAAACCAAGUUCCUAUCUCAGAUUGAGAGCGACUGCUUGGCCUUGCUGCAGGUCCGUGCCAUUCUGCAGCACUUGGGGCUUGAGACCACCUGUGACGACAGCAUCAUUGUCAAGGAGGUGUGCACCGUGGUGGCACGGCGGGCAGCCCAACUCUGUGGUGCAGGCAUGGCCGCCGUGGUGGACAAAAUACGGGAAAACCGUGGAUUGGAGACACUGAAAGUGACCGUGGGCGUAGACGGGACCCUGUAUAAGCUUCAUCCACACUUUGCUCAAAUCAUGCAUGAGACGGUGAAGGACCUGGCUCCCAGGUGUGAUGUAUCCUUCCUGGAAUCCGAGGACGGCAGUGGGAAAGGGGCAGCUCUUAUCACUGCCGUUGCCUGCCGCAUGCACGAGGCUGGACAUCAAUAGAGAGUCCCUGCAUUUGGAAGGGGCUUCUUCUGCCUCCCCCCUCUUCCCUGUUGUAAUUUUAAAUUAUAAGGUGCCAUCCCUUGUGCCAGA
This is a messenger RNA of Chrysochloris asiatica (Cape golden mole), 2844 nucleotides long. RefSeq names its product hexokinase 2 (gene HK2). Lineage: Eukaryota; Metazoa; Chordata; Mammalia; Afrosoricida; Chrysochloridae. The record is from RefSeq and is a predicted model, not a curated record. Gene Ontology annotation, molecular function: mannokinase activity; ATP binding; glucokinase activity. The transcript has 18 exons. Bases 1 to 2754 code for a protein of 917 amino acids. Gene Ontology annotation, biological process: intracellular glucose homeostasis; glycolytic process; glucose 6-phosphate metabolic process. Gene Ontology annotation, cellular component: mitochondrion; cytosol.